This is a messenger RNA of Botrytis cinerea B05.10, 894 nucleotides long. RefSeq lists its product as hypothetical. Bases 422 to 784 code for a protein of 120 amino acids. The record is from RefSeq and is a predicted model, not a curated record. NCBI's taxonomy places the organism in Eukaryota, Fungi, Ascomycota, Leotiomycetes, Helotiales, Sclerotiniaceae. The transcript has 2 exons.
GUUGGUACGGCCUUCCUCAUCUGAUUUGGGAUAGCUUUCAGGCUAUGCGAGUAACAGUACAUAUAAAAUGAUUCUGCCUUGGCAAAAUCUGCCAUGAAGUUCUGCGCAGUCUUGGGGUUUUACCGGGAAAUUGAUGGACAAGGUGCUGAUCUUUGAGUGUUAUUGAUGUCUUGUCUCCAGAGUCUCUAGUCAGGAGCUGGGUCAAAAUGGCAAGGUUAGACAUUGACUGUGUAUUCGAAUCACACUUACAAGAUACUAUGAGACAGGCGGGCAGAUGGGUAGGCGAUCCGCGGGGUUGAAUCCUUUCGUUCACGAUAUUGUAAGAAUGAGGUGAGCAGCGAAGGGCGAUAAUCUAUCAGCUCUGAUGUUUAUCCGUCUCUGUGUCGGGGCGAAUCGCUUGUUGUUUGAUAGCCGUAGAGUCAUGGCGGUACGAUAUUUCCCGUUAUUAUCCCUCUCCUAUUUCUCUCUUUUGCUACGAAACUUUCGUUUCUGUUGUGGCAAAUUUGGAUCUCAGUCUUGGUUGGGAUCUUAUCGGAUUGCCCUGAAGUUCAACUUCGAGGUUUUCAGAAUCAAUGAAUCCGUUGGCGACAAGUAUUCUGUCACGGUUUGCUUUGUGUGCCCGGCCGGAUUCCAGCGUACCUGCGUGCAUAACACCAACUUCCAUUUCAUCACCCAUCAUGAUUUACUAGAUAGCUCACUGAGAAGUAUGAUAUUCUACUGGAUCAAAUUCUCGUCGAGGCCGUUUGUGUUCUCAGGUAUUCGUGGAUUCUUGAUAGCUAAGUAAAAACCCAGGAAUCAAUCUAAAUUAUACUAAUUAAAUAAAAUAAGCUAUUUGGAAUUCAAUUCUCAGAAUACUCAAUUAUUAAGUUCUGACUUGGUACUAUAAUAAUCCCA